AUGGAUGGCCUAUUUCUCGUCAGCACCAUCAUGAGUUUCUUCAAUCUGGUGCUAAAUGUGGGCGUUCUUGUACUUCUGCUUCUUCUUAGAGGCAAACCCAAAAUGUUUCUGUACCAGCUGCGCGCCAUGCUUGCUUCUGUAGUUCUCUACAGCUUCAUCAGAACCUGCGACCGUGUCAUACCUAGACGACUCUAUCGCCCAUCUCCAAUUUGGGGUGCGUUUUUGUGUCACAUAUGGGCAAGCCGUUAUCUCUCUCUGGUCGCCUACACACUUGCGGUCCUUUGCUUGAAUUUCAUGGUUGGAAAUAGAGCCAUUCAAAUUGCCUGCAGAUAUCAGUACUCUUUCUCCACGUCUGUUGCUGCGAAUCUCGCUUAUCCCUGUGGUUUUUGCUUACUUAGCAUCAUCUCUAUGAUCCCCCAAACACUUAUAGUGCAAUGGGAUGGCAAAAAAUGUAACUGUCUUGAUACGGACGUGUCCUACGGGGCGCUAGUGUCUCUCUACACUGAAACUUUCGUUCGUUUUGGCUUGACUGCGGUCAUCAGUGUCAUUAUCUUAAGCAUUUCCUGCUAUGACAUCAUCCACUGGGUGCGCAACACACCACCUGAGCAGCUUUCGGACACCUGGAACAUUGUAUAUCUACCCGGCAGUACAAAGAAGCAGCUACAGACGUUUAGCCGACCGCAGGGUUGGCUGACGACUUCCCUCUGCACGGUACCACUUUCGGUAAAUUUCUUAGUCUUCAGCAUCUACGACACAGGCUACAAAUUCAUCUGCGCUGCGGGGUUGUGUACCAUAAGGCUAGACUCACCAUUACAUAGGGCAGACCGUCUUCUUACCGAUAUUCAACUGUUUCUCCUGCCUAUCAUAAUCACCGUCUACAUUCCGGCACUGCGAGAAUUACCUGUGCGUUUUUGGCAAAAACUUGUUGCACUAGGCGUCAAGUUACGCACGGGAUCAUGCGUGACGAGCGAACGUGGGCAGCAGAACUCUGAUCUUCCCUAG
This is a messenger RNA of Dibothriocephalus latus, 1002 nucleotides long. NCBI's taxonomy places the organism in Eukaryota, Metazoa, Platyhelminthes, Cestoda, Diphyllobothriidea, Diphyllobothriidae. The record is from the annotation of a GenBank genome assembly.